Molecule: messenger RNA, 558 nt
Organism: Sorex fumeus (smoky shrew)
Lineage: Eukaryota; Metazoa; Chordata; Mammalia; Eulipotyphla; Soricidae
Product: translation initiation factor IF-2-like
Exons: 2
Coding region: 1-558 (185 amino acids)
Source: RefSeq, a predicted model, not a curated record
AUGGCCCGCGGCCCCGCCGCUCGGCGCCCGCCCCGGCCCCGCGCUCCCUCGGCGCGUCCUCCCGCCGCCGCCGCCGCGGCGGCGGCUACUCCUCCUCCGGGCGGGGGGAUCGGGCGAGCGGGUGGAGCUGGGGGUGCAGUGGCGGGGUCGCCGCGGGCUCUCGAGCCACUCGCUCGGCCUCCCCCGAGCCGCUCAGUCAGCGCCGCUGCCCGGCCGGCAUCGCUUCCUCGCGCGUCCCGCGCCGCUCCGUGCCGCGCUCCGCUGAGCUCCUCGGCGGCCGCCACCGGCCCGUCCGCGCUCCUCGGGAGCCCCGCGCCGCCCGCCGCACCAACGCCCGCCCCGAGCAGCAGCAGCAGCAGCAGAGGCGGGAACAGCGGCAGCGACAGCGACAGCGACAGCGGCAGCAGCAGCAGCAGCGGCGGGAACAGCGCCCGCCGCGGCCGUGCCGGCAGCUGGGCCUCCGCGGGGCCGGGGCGGCUGCUGCUUUUGAACGGGGUUCUAGUUCUUGCAAUCCAGUAUUUUGACAUAAAUUUAGACACAGUCUGCUCUCAAAUGUAA